Messenger RNA from Umbelopsis ramanniana AG, 1630 nucleotides. RefSeq lists its product as uncharacterized. The record is from RefSeq and is a predicted model, not a curated record. Gene Ontology annotation, molecular function: flavin adenine dinucleotide binding; medium-chain fatty acyl-CoA dehydrogenase activity. Gene Ontology annotation, biological process: fatty acid beta-oxidation; medium-chain fatty acid catabolic process. Gene Ontology annotation, cellular component: mitochondrion. NCBI's taxonomy places the organism in Eukaryota, Fungi, Mucoromycota, Umbelopsidomycetes, Umbelopsidales, Umbelopsidaceae. The coding region runs from base 8 to 1279 and encodes 423 amino acids. The transcript has 2 exons.
CAACAACAUGCUCUCUAGGUCUCUUGGUCAAUCCUCUCGCACUUGGCUUCGUCGUUUGCAGCCUGCACGUGCCUUCUCCAGCCAAGCUCCUACUGGAUACGUCUUUGCCUUGAGUGAAGAGCAAAAGUCGUUCCAAGAUCUCGCUCGCAAAUUUGCUCUUGAUGAAAUUAUCCCUGUUGCUGCAGAACACGACCGGACUGGAAAGUACCCCACAGAGGUUAUUAAGAAGGCUUGGGAGCUGGGACUGGUCAAUACCCACAUCCCUGCCGAGUACGGUGGUUUGGGUCUGGGUGUUUUAGACGGUGCCAUCGUGACUGAAGAAUUAGCUUUUGGCUGUUCUGGAAUCCAAACGGCGAUUGAAGCCAACGGCCUAGCUGAAGCUCCGCUUAUUGUUGCUGGUAACGACGAACAGAAGAAAAAAUAUUUGGGUCGCAUGACUGAAGAGCCCCUCAUGGCCUCUUACGGCGUUACCGAGCCUGGUGCCGGUUCGGAUGUGGCUGGUCUGAAGACGUCUGCUGUCAAGAAGGGCGACAAGUGGGUCAUCAAUGGACAGAAGAUGUGGAUCACCAACGCUGGUCACGCCAACUGGUUCUUCGUGUUAGCUCGCACAGACGCAACCGCCAGCACUGGCAAGGCGUUCACUGGAUUCAUCGUUGACGCUGAUACACCUGGUAUUCAAGUCGGUCGCAAGGAAAUCAACAUGGGUCAAAGAGCUUCCGAUACCCGUGGCGUCACGUUUGAGGAUGUGGUGGUGCCUGAGGAAAACGUGUUGGGCAGCGUAGGCCAAGGUUUCAAGAUUGCUAUGGGUGCUUUCGAUAUCACUCGGCCCUUGGUUGCCAGUGGCGCUGUUGGAUUGGCUCGUCGGGCCAUGGAAGAAGCCACCAAGUACUCAUUGGAGCGAAAGACCAUGGGCAAAGAAAUCUUCAACCACCAAGCCGUUGCCUUUAUGUUGGCUGAUAUGGCCAUUGGCAUUGAGAGUGCUCGUAUGAUGGUCUACAAGGCUGGAUACAUGCGUGAUCAAGGACAGCGAAACACCUGGUACGCCUCUAUUGCCAAGGCGCUUGCCAGUGAAGUGGCCAACAAGACAGCAGCCGAUGCCGUUCAAAUCUUUGGUGGUAAUGGUUUCAACACAGAAUACCCUGUGGAAAAACUCAUGAGAGAUGCAAAGAUCUUCCAGAUCUACGAAGGCACUUCACAAAUUCAACGUUUGGUUAUCUCUCGAGGUCUUGCUGAUAUGGUCAAGGCCGGACAGAGUGCUUUUGGCUCUGCUAAUAAUUAGGUUGGGGACUUGGGAUUAUUAUCCUCCUCCAAAUUGUAUUAUACUUUGAAAAACAACGAAACCAUAGCAUGGUUAGAGAACUAAACUAGGAAACCAAAAAGGAAAAAUCUAAUUGUGAUAACAAUAUUUCGCUGUGCUGUGUUGUGCUGAAAUCAGUGGGCGAGGGCAUAAUUUACAUGUUUAUAAAGAUUUGCGGUUUUAUAGAUAAGGACAGGAUAGGUUGAAAACGCAGGACAUUAUAAUUUACACAAGGUAUCCAAUACAGGUCGAGUCAUUUCACUCUUCGUCCUUCUUUGUAAAAUCCUUGUAAAAGAUGAUGGCAUCCACCAACUCGUCUGGGCUGUUCUUCAG